AUGGAGGAGGACGGUCUUCCCCAUGGCGAGCUGGUCGUGGUCGACAUGGAGCCAUCGCCCAAACCAGUGACGUGUGCAAUUUGCUUGGAUCUCAUCGCAGCUCCGUCAACCCGCCGUCCUGCGGACGCUGCUGGAGAGCAUGUCCCAACGCAGCCAAGCAGCUUUACUCUGUCGUGCAGCCACGAGUUUUGCUUCGACUGCAUCAAGACGUACGUCGCGAAGAAAGUCGACGAUCGCCAAGUUGAGGCAGAUCAACUGACUUGUCCGAUCGUGGAAUGCCAGACCCCUCUCACGGUCGAGAGCAUUCUCCACGUCACAACUGAAGCAACAUUUCUCAAGUACAUGCGAUUUGUGCAACUGAAUCAGUUUGAACGCAUGCCGCACGGGCGGUGGUGUCCCAGGCCAAAUUGCAACGCCAUGAUCGAUUGCGAUCCAACUCUGCCGACCUUUCAAUGCACGACUUGUCACACAAAAGGAUGCUUCAAGUGCGGCAGUGUCAGCCAUCCAUUUCGCACGUGCCACCAAGCGAUGGACGCGCACUAUCGAGCAUGGGAGGCGCGCCAACGAGCCACGAGCAACUACGUCCAGCCGUGUCCUGGCUGUGGAGUUCGGAUCUGGAAGAACGACGGGUGCAACCACAUGACGUGUACAAAGUGUCGCCACGAGUGGUGCUGGAUUUGUCGGUGGAGUUGGUCAAGUCACAGCAGGAAGGUCUGUCAAGCUGUGGCAUUGCUGGAUUCGCCUUAUUGGGGAACGGUGUGGCCCGUGCGAUUUCUGACCAAAACGAUUGCAGCGCCAGUCGUCGUGGCUGGGGGCGCCGUCGCGGGUGCCGUCCUCAUCGCAGGAUGUGUCUUGAUCGGGGUCCCGCGCUUGCUGUACGAGGGACUCAAGCGCACAGUCCGCCAACUCAAAUCGCGGCUUCGUCACCGCGACCGCACGAACAGGGCGGCCAUUGCCUUGUCGACGUUUUCGCAGCAACUCCAACACGGCGUACACGUGUACAUCUAUCAAGAUGACACCGAAGCCGCCGUCGACACGAAUGGAUGGCUGCGGGACCUCACGACGAGUGGCAGGUGGCGCCAGGGGAAUGACCAGUACGUGCAGUACGUGCAACCAGCGAGCGCCACGACUCCGUUUGUGUCGUACUUGAGCAACAACUUGACCCUGCUCCCGACUCUCGAACACACGCCGAAUGCCAUGACACUCCUCGUGUUGCACCGCACGAUGGAGCUGCCAUCCCAAGCGAUCCUGCGCUCCUUACUUCGUCCUGACGUGGCCAAGGUCGUUUUGGUCCUCGAUGCGCCGCCAGAGGAGAUCGAAGCGACGGUCGACGUCGCUCAAGUCGUGGCGACUUUGACGGAAUUGCAUCGCGACCCGUUGGUCCUGACCGUCCCAAACCAACACCCCACCGGUGCCUUCGACGCGACGUACCUGUCGGCCAUCUACGCGGCGCUCUACCGCCUCCACGCGGAAACCUGGUAACGUCCAACUAGUAAUCGAGCGAGUACGUGUUCCAUG
Molecule: messenger RNA, 1518 nt
Organism: Aphanomyces invadans
Lineage: Eukaryota; Oomycota; Saprolegniomycetes; Saprolegniales; Verrucalvaceae
Exons: 6
Coding region: 1-1482 (493 amino acids)
Biological process (GO): protein polyubiquitination; positive regulation of proteasomal ubiquitin-dependent protein catabolic process; ubiquitin-dependent protein catabolic process
Cellular component (GO): ubiquitin ligase complex; cytoplasm
Molecular function (GO): zinc ion binding; ubiquitin conjugating enzyme binding; ubiquitin protein ligase activity
Source: RefSeq, a predicted model, not a curated record